Molecule: messenger RNA, 1167 nt
Organism: Phytophthora infestans T30-4
Lineage: Eukaryota; Oomycota; Peronosporomycetes; Peronosporales; Peronosporaceae
Exons: 2
Coding region: 1-1167 (388 amino acids)
Molecular function (GO): protein binding
Source: RefSeq, a predicted model, not a curated record
AUGACGCCGUAUCUUACCUGUCAGCGUUGCAACAGCGUGGCGUUCGUCGAUCUGAAGCGGGUACGGCGUAAAGCGGAUCAACUGACUACUUCCAAGGCUGGCGAUAGAAAAGACACCACCUUUCUGUACGAGCAAGUCCCGAAGUGUCCUGUUUGUGGUAGCACAAGAUAUCUGCGAGCCGGAGUUGUAAGCUUCCAGGAGCAGAUCGAGGAGGAGCGAAAUGCCAUCAAGGAAUUUGAACGUCGACGAGUUCCAGCCACCGCUUUGCUACAACGAAUUGCCCGCGGUUUCCUUGGGCGGUUGGAGUUCCGUCGUCGAUUAGUCGAGCGUGAGCGAUAUCUACGAAAGAUCAAACGUGCGGCAACAAAAAUUCAGACACGGGUACGAGGAAUGCAGGCACGAAGGCGAACUGUCAUCGAGCGAUGUCUACGGAUUAUUCGCUUUAUGGCUCCACAGAUUCUUAGCUACGCGCUAGCUGCCCGACAGAACGUGCCACUAGUUUUUUGGUACUCAAAUGCAGCAGAAUUAAGUGUGUUUUAUUGGAACUACCGAGAGUACGUACGGCGUUCGGGUGGGAAACCUUCUUUGAUCAAGGUGGAGAACAAUGUAGUGGAGAUAACGAGACGCGUGCUGCGUCGCGAAUACGCGCUUGUCAGUCGCAUUCAAGCACAAUGGCGGGGACUAGCCACGCGUAUGGUCUUCCGUGACUUCAAGAGACAGAAAGGGUGGCUGAAGGGUAUUCAGCAGUCUCCAGCUGUGAAAAUUCAGCGACUAGUUCGUGGUGUUGCAAGUCGUCGUCGUUGCCAAGCAUUGCAAGUGACCACCAAGUACCCAGCUCAACGUGAAGCCUAUCGCAAGGAAAUGACAGCCCGGGCACAGCAGUCGAAGGCAUUAGUCUUCCGCCAGCGUCUGAUGGCCAAGUACCAACAACAAUUCCAGAUCAAUCGCACCACGCGGAUGAUCGUGCAGACAUCCAUGGCAAAGGCGUGUGGCGGAGUGCUACUACCUCGAAACCCGAACGCUAUUCGGUUCGCACAGAUAAGGCGGCAGUUUGAGGGCAAAAACGGAAAGCUACGCGGACCAAAGCUUCACAUUCUAAAGGCGCAGAUGUACGCACCCUCCACUUCCAGCAACUCGGAGGUCUCCGUUGAUGAAAGUCGAUGUUGA